UCCUCCUCCGAGGGCGACGGCGUGCCACCACGCCAUGCCGCUGCGCGACUGCAACGUGCUGAUCAGGACCCUGGCCAGGCGCGGCAGCUUCCCGCACGUCAUGGCGGUGUACUACGACCUCCGCGCGCGCGGCCUCGUCGCCGACAGCUUCACCUACCCGUUCGUGCUCAGGGCGAUCGGCGUGAUGAAGCUGUCCGUCGAGGGGCGCAAGGCGCACGCGGCCGCCGUGAAGACCGGGUUCCGGUGGGACGCGUACACCGCGAGCUCGCUGAUCGACAUGUACUCGAUGCUGGGCCACGCGGAAGUCGCGCGGAAGGUGUUCGACGAAAUGCCGCAGAGGUUCCUGGUGCUGUGGAAUAUGAUGAUCAGGUGCUACAUCAGGAGCGGCCGCUUCAAAGCAGCAGUUGCGUUGGCUGAGGAGAUGGAGAGAAGCGGCGCCGCACCUGACAGGAUCACCUUGGGGACUGCCGUGACCGCUUGCUCCAGGGCAGGAGACCUGAGCUUGGGAAGGAGGAUCCACGCAUACAUGGAUGCAGUCUUUGGAUUCAGCCUCCCAGUUGCAAAUGCGCUUCUGGACAUGUAUAUGAAGAACAGUUGCUUGGAAGAGGCAGUGAAGAUGUUCGAGCAGAUGCCGGAGAGGAACAUCAUUUCUUGGACGAUCCUCGUGUCGGGAUACGCCCUUGGUGGUCAGCUGGACAAGGCAAGAGCACUCUUCUAUCAAUGCAUUGAGAAGGAUCUAAUUCUGUGGACUGCAAUGAUCAACGCUUGUGUGCAACAUGGGAGCUUUGAGGAGGCAUUGGCACUGUUCCGAGACAUGCGGUUGCAACGGGUGGAACCGGACAGGUUCACUGUUGUCACUCUCCUGACAUGCUGUGCCAAUAUCGGGGCUCUUGAUCAAGGUGAAUGGAUCCAUCAGUAUGCUGAGGGGAGGAAGAUGAAGAUCGAUGCAGUUCUCGGCACAGCAUUGAUUGAGAUGUACUCGAAGUGUGGGCAUGUUGACAAGGCACUGCAUGUCUUUGAGCGAAUGCAGGGCAAGGACGCUGCUGCCUGGACUGCCAUCAUCUGUGGCCUGGCCGCACAUGGUCAGGCCAGUAGAGCUCUUGAAUUGUUUGAGGAGAUGCAGAUAAGCAAAGUGAAGCCUGAUGGUAUUACUUUCAUUGGGGUACUGAGUGCCUGUUGCCAUGGUGGCUUGCUUGAUGAUGGACGCAAGCAUUUCCAAGCCAUGAAACAGGUCUAUCAGAUAGAACCGAGAAUCGAACACUAUAGUUGCUUUGUCAAUCUUCUAGGUCGUGCCGGUGCACUAGAUGAAGCUGAGAGGUUGAUCAAUGACAUGCCUGUAAACAAGGACACUAUGCCACUGUUUGGUGCACUCCUCACAGCUUGCAAGGCUCAUGGCAAUGUUGAGAUGAGCGAAAGGCUGGCCAAACGAAUUGCCGAGCAAGAUUCCCGAAACCCUGGUGUUAAUGUCCUCAUGUCUAAUGUGUAUGCAACAGCUAGUCGAUGGGAGGAAGCAAUAAGAGUAAGGAGCGAGAUGGCGCACCCCACUGUCAAGAAGACUGCAGGGUGCAGCUCGAUUGAGGUAAAAGGAUGCUGAGAUGGAACCAAUAUUGGGAUAUAUCUAAUGUUUCAGAAUCAGAAUGGUUAAGCAUUCACCACGUUCAAUUAAUCACAAUGUGUUGACCAACAGCAUGCUUGAUCAUAUUUUUUUUUUGAAACGAACCAGGCAGGAGAGCUGCCGAUUAUAUUAAAAA
Molecule: messenger RNA, 1751 nt
Organism: Panicum virgatum (switchgrass)
Lineage: Eukaryota; Viridiplantae; Streptophyta; Magnoliopsida; Poales; Poaceae
Product: pentatricopeptide repeat-containing protein At1g31430-like
Exons: 1
Coding region: 35-1594 (519 amino acids)
Biological process (GO): RNA modification
Molecular function (GO): RNA binding; protein binding
Source: RefSeq, a predicted model, not a curated record